AUGGUCUGUGUCUACAUGGGCCAUGGCUGUUUUCCUCCAAAGUCUCUAUGUAAGUGCAGCCACGGUGAAAGGCGUACCGCAGAGGUCACAGAGGUUGCCGCUGGGCUCCCUUUGGAAAGUCGCGCAGAGAAACCAGCCUUCAAAUCCUAUUCCCGAAUCAAAGGGCGGGACCCGAACGGAGAGGCCCGCACUCUUUUGAAACGUGUGUUGAGAGUCCAAAUGCCCCAGGAGGCCGCAGAUAGCUCUGGCCUUACAGUGUCUGUAGACAUUGACGCAGCCUGCUCUGAUGGUUCAGGGACUGGAAAGCCUUGUCGCUUUACCUGCCUGCGCCGGUCUCCAGUCCUGUUUUUUGGAGUCGUGACAGGUUCUUGCUAUGCAGUACAGACUGAACAAGCUACUUUGGGAUGUGAAGAGUGGAAUCCUUGGGAAGGAGAUGAAAAAAAUGAGCACCGACAGAGAGUUAAAACUAGCCUUCAAAUAUUAAAUAAAUCCACGAAAGGAAAAGCAGACCACAGAGUACAAAUCUGGGGCAAAGCUGCCAUUGGUUUGUAUCUCUGGGAGCAUAUUUUUGAAGGCUUACUUGAUUCCACUGAUGUGACUGCUCAGUGGAGAGAAGGAAAGUCAGUUGUAGGAAGAACACAUUACAGUUUCAUCACUGGCCCUGCUAUAGUCCCGGGGUACUUCUCUGCUAAUGUGAAUAAUGUGGUCCUGGUUUUAAAUGGAAGAGAGAAAGCAAAGGUCUUCUAUGCCACCCAGUGGUUACUUUACACGAAGAAUUUAGUACAGUCUCAAAAACUCCAGCACGUUGCUGUUGUUCUGCUGGGAAAUGAACACUGCAAUAAUGACUGGAUGGCCCAGUUCCUCAGCAGCAAUGGUGGCUUUGUGGAGCUGCUGUUCAUCAUAUAUGACAGCCCCUGGAUUAACGACGUGGAUGUGUUUCAAUGGCCUCUAGGAGUAGCAACGUAUAGGAAUUUUCCUGUGGUGGAAGCAAGUUGGUCAAUGGUGUAUAAUGAGAGGCCGUACUUAUGUAAUUUCUUAGGAACUGUGUAUAAAAACUCAUCUAGACAGGCACUAAUGAACAUUUUGAAAGAAGACGGGUACGAUAAGCUUUGUUGGAUUUCAGCAAGAGAAGAGUGGCAGCCUCAGGAAACCAACGAAAGUCUUAAGAAUUACCAAGAUGCUUUGCUUCAGAGCGACCUCACGCUGUGCCCGGCCGGAGUCAACACAGAGUGCUACAGGAUCUACGAGGCCUGCUCCUACGGCUCCGUUCCCGUGGUGGAAGACGUCAUGACGGCUGGCAGAUGUGGAAACACCUCUGCUCACCACCGCGCUCCUCUGCACCUGCUCAAGACCAUGGGCGCUCCCUUUAUCUUUAUUAAGAACUGGAAGGAACUUCCUGCUAUUUUAGAAAAAGAGAAAACUAUAAAUGCACAAGAAAAGAUUCAAAGAAGAAAAAUGUUACUUCAGUGGUAUCAACACUUCAAAACAGAACUAAAAAUGAAAUUUACUAAUAUUUUAGAAAGUUCAUUUUUAAUGACUAAUAAAGGCUGACUUAAUCAUGUUUUGAGAUAGAUGUUAUAUUUUUAAAAUAAUAUAAAGUGAGGCUGGGCAUGGUGGUGCAUGCCUGUAAUCCCA
Molecule: messenger RNA, 1635 nt
Organism: Fukomys damarensis (Damara mole-rat)
Lineage: Eukaryota; Metazoa; Chordata; Mammalia; Rodentia; Bathyergidae
Gene: Rxylt1
Product: ribitol xylosyltransferase 1
Exons: 8
Coding region: 1-1551 (516 amino acids)
Biological process (GO): protein O-linked glycosylation via mannose
Cellular component (GO): Golgi apparatus
Molecular function (GO): ribitol beta-1,4-xylosyltransferase activity
Source: RefSeq, a predicted model, not a curated record